ACGUUUUCUAUUAGAAAUGUCAAGGAGGAACUUAAGAAUGAUCAAAAGAGUGAAAGUGUCAAGUGAGGGAGGAAAGACGGAAACUUUAUAAUAUUUUAAUUUACUGAACAAAUACUUAGAUGCUAUAUUGCAUACGAUAAUUUUGACGAGAUAUAUUAUCGUGCAAUACAUUCUUAUCCUCAUAAGAAAAAGCAAUAGUAUUCAACCAAAUACAUGUUUUGUAUUAUGGUUUAUUAAUUAUUGUAGAUACAAAACGUCGCUUGAUAAAGCAUCGUUGGCAUACUUUUUGGAGUGAUUAAAAGUGAGAAAUUGUGUUACACCCUAUCAGAGAAAUGGCUACACGGAAAAGAAGCGGUUCUGGGUCUAAAAGACACCUGAAGGAGAAAGUUGUACAAAUCUAUGAGUCUUUCUUUAGAGGUGAAGAUUUAACCACAGAUAAUGCCACAUUCUGGGAUGAAUUCUUUCUCCUCAAGCCUAAAAUUCCACAACUUGAAGCUGAAAUUCACAAGCUGUCUGUAGAACAACUCAUGAGCAUGAAAGAUAGUAUGAAUUUACUUGUAUCACAAUGUAUUGAAAUGUUAGGGCAGGAACAUCAUAUAAGAUUGGUGUAUGCACUUCAAACUCUCAGUGCUCUUUUAAUAACAAUGUACCAAAGAGCUGCCCAAGACUCUAAUAUCAAUGUUAAAACAGUUUUAAUUGGAUCAGAUAAUCCUGACAUGAAAAUGCAAAAGUUGUUUGAACAUUGUAACACCAUUUUAUCAGGUGAUGUUCCAGACAGUUUAAAGUCAAUGGUUCUAAAGCUCCUUUUAGUAAUAGCAACAGGCCUUGACAACAUAGAUGAAAAUCCUCUGGUUGAGUAUUUUAUGCAGAACUCAUUGUUUGAGUCCCUAAUACAACUACUUUGCACCUCCACAGAGAGACAACACCAUGGGUAUGAUGUGGUCAUGCUGUUGAUGUUUUUAGUAAAUUAUAAGAAGCAAGAAUCUGCUAAUCCUUAUGUUGUGAAAUUAUCUAUACUAGAUGAUGAAUUAGCUUUAAAUGGGUAUGGACAAGUGAUUACGGCAGCUCUGAAUGACUAUGUGAUGUCAACAUUUGGUAGUAUGCAAGGGGGUGGAAGUGGAGGUGGUUGGCUCUCUUCCUUCACAAGUAUGGUUGGUGGGAUAUUUAUGACCAGUGAUGAGACACAACCAGUUAUCAGAGGUCAGAGGGGCAGUGGAGCUGAAGAAGGAAUGUUACUGGCAUUGUAUGAGGCAGCUCACUUGAAUCGCAACUUCAUGACGACACUGGCCCAUUCCUCGUCGGCUGCAGCUUCGUCAGCGCCGCCUUCGCCACCAGCUACAUUACCACCGCAUCAGACUCCGCCUAAUUUAAGUCAAAUCCAAGCUCUUGAUAAUGAGCAACCUACCAAUCUGCUAGUCACAUUCUUCCAAUAUUGUUCCAUUGUAAUGGCAGACACACGCAGCGAAGCUAGCAUCAAUAAAUGCAGUCUAUGUUUCAUAAUACUUACUUGUAUAGUGGAAGAACAGUUUGCAAAUUCUAUUAUGCAUGACCAGAAUCUUACUUUUAAGGUACAACUUUAUAGGCUCCCAAUGCGUCAUAGGAAAAUAGUUCUAGAAGAGCCACCAUCCCAGCCUCUUGCAUCUACCCUAAUAGAUCUUCUCGUCGAGUUCAUAAUGUGUCAUUUACUAAAGAAGUUUCCUGGGGAACUCUAUCAGUUGUGUAUAGGCGUGUUGCUGCGAUUACUUAGCUACCAAAAGCGAUGUCGCGUGAGACUCGCUAGAGACUGGCGACCGCUAUGGGCCGCACUGAUUGCCCUCUUAAAGUUCUUAGUUACCAACGAGAGUACUUUACUGCGGAGGCAUAACAUCUUCAUCAUGAUCCAACAGGUCGUGAACAUUUUCAACGUGUUUAUCACGUUUGGCGACACCUUUCUGCCGACCCCUGUAUCCUAUGACCAAUUGUACUACGAAUUAAUCCGAAUGCAUCAAGUAUUCGAUAAUCUCUUCUAUAUGGCUUUACGAUAUUCGACCAGUGAUGGUGAAUUUAAGGCAGAGGCGCUACGCCUUGCCAACUGUUUGGUGAAUGUUCGAGCUAUCAUACAACACUUUUCGCCUAAGAUUGAAGCCUGGCUGGCCAUGCAAAAUCUUUCCACACCCACUGAAGAUCAGAUUCUAGAGGUAGUCAGAAAGAACUAUGACAGUCUAAUCCUGAAGCUACAAGAAGGACUAGAAUCGUACGAGAGGUACUCAGAACGAGAACAUCGUCCCCUCCUGUCUCGUCUUGUGCUAGCUGCGCGGCAGAGGAGCGACAACUCGGCCUUACAUCACCACACCGCAGCUGCAUUGGAACAUUACACCAGCAUUUCCUGAAGGUAUUAAGUAUAUCACACCCACAAGGCGUACGAUACAACUGUUUACGACGCCCGUAAAAUCUUACGUCGAUAGAUUUUCAUAAUACUAUAAGGCUAGCGACGUUAACCUACAUUACUAAAAUUUAUGGCUGUUGUCAAGGUAAACGCACUUUUAUGUCAUUUAAAAUUUUGAAUAAAUAUGUGAUAAUAAAGUACCUAUCAGAAUUAGCUUCUCCUGGUUGUUUAUAUGCAACUGAUUGUUCAUGAAAUUAUGUACCCUCUUAUGUAUUAUUUACAUCUUUGUAAGCCUAGUCGUUACUAGCAUUUAAACUUUGUAGAAUACAGAAUGGCUAUAAAAUUAUAUCUUAAUUUUAAUAUAUCCUUUUUCAAACUUGUAAGGUCAUUAGAUGGCAUAGAUAGAUCAUAUCAAUGUGAAUCGAUGUCACUGAUAAUUGACAUGUAUUACCAAAGUUUAAAAUUAAUACCAGUUGUGACAAGAUUAAAGGAUAAAAAGAUAAUUUAAUGUAGUGCUAAUAUUUCUUUUACUAUAACUUAAAUAUCUAAGUUAAUUUUUAGUGUUGUAUUGUAAGGUAUUCCUAUAUUUUAUUUACUUAUUCUUGAAUGUUAUUUAAGGUUUAGUAUUUCUAUUUGGUUGUUGUAUGAACCGGAAUGAGCAUUAAAAACUUUAUUAAUCUAUAUUCGUAAAUAACAGGACUUUACCUGACUAUCAAUUCCAUGGUAAAAGAAAAUCUUGUUUGACAUAGUUUAAAGGUUCUGUAAACUACAAUACAAACAACGUGUGGUAUUUUAUGGCCUGAAACUGAGCUAAGCGGGCACCCGCGAUGGGCAACCGUCGCAUGUCUAUACGAUGUGCGGACGUGCGUCCACACACGUGUAGGCUCCGUGGGAUUUACGCAGUGUCGCUAGUUUAAUUUUAAUUAGGCCCGCCGCACAUACACGCCCUCACAGGUAGAUAACAAAAUAAAUUCAAUAGUAUUUGCAACCAGUAAUCACAAAUACCCAUAGAUGGAACAAUGGGACACUGAUAAGUAGGUGACAAUUGACAAUGCAGUUAGCAGGAAAUAUGAUAAGGGAUGACCUAUGUUCAUAAUUACUGCUAACUUCACCUAUCUAUCUAUUGUUUCCUUUCUCUACCUAUCUAUUGUUUUUUAUCUCCAUUGUUUAACGUGAGAAAUUACUGUUAUGAAUUCUUGAAAUUAAUUCUUAUCAUUUAAAACGUACCUAAUUGUGACAUUGUUAACAUUCUUUUGAACCACCCACCCUGCAUAGAAAGAUCACUUCUAUUCUUUGUAAGCAUUUAUUUGUGAAAACGUCACGUACACCUUUUUUUAAGGGGUGAAAAUCAUCCACGAGCGGGAGUGUCAGACUCUUACUGACUAAAAUCCACCCCGUUCCUACUCCUGCUUUUCGAGCCGGAGCCGUAAACCCGCUAGGUAAUCCGCAGUUCCGGAUCAAGCAUCAGCCCUACUGGACUCCAUCUGUGGUGGUCUGAUGGCUCUAUAUAUAUAUAUAUUAUAUAUAAUAUAUAUAUAUAGUACAUGAGAGACGCCGAUUGCUUACCAUCAGGUGGUCCGCCAGCUUGUUUAUCACCCAUCCUUCCAAGAUAAAUAAGUAUAAAUGGCGAAAUUGUACAUGUUACGUUUGUAAUAAAAAGACUUAAUAAAGUCCAUUUGCCUGGUUCCAUGCGUUACGGCCCGUGCCCAUGCGAAGUGCCCGUUUUACGCAGUUUCGGCCCUACCACCUGCAUAGUUAUGGCCAGUUAUGUUAAACAUAUUUUUUAGAUGCUUAUGCUUAGUGUACCUAUUUAUAUUAUUGGCCAUGUAUUUUUAGAAGUUAUUAUACUACAUAUUUAAACAGAAAUGUUUUAGAUUAUUUAGACAUUGUAACAGAUUAACAUUAAACAUUAAUGAAUUUGGAUAAAAGUGUGUAUGAGAGCGAAAAUAAUUUUGAUAUGUGUAUAUAGAGUUUUAAAAUGUGAAGUAUAUUAAAAUAGUUAUUAAUUUAAUAAAUUAUUUUUGUGGACAUA
Spodoptera frugiperda (fall armyworm) is the source of this 4397-nucleotide messenger RNA. RefSeq names its product armadillo-like helical domain-containing protein 3. Gene Ontology annotation, biological process: regulation of Golgi organization. Gene Ontology annotation, cellular component: cytosol. The record is from RefSeq and is a predicted model, not a curated record. The transcript is spliced from 13 exons. Bases 333 to 2369 code for a protein of 678 amino acids. NCBI's taxonomy places the organism in Eukaryota, Metazoa, Arthropoda, Insecta, Lepidoptera, Noctuidae.